CGGUGGCCGUUUCGAUCGCCGACUCGCGCGCGGCCGGCAGAGGCGCGUGCACGCCCGAAGGGCGCGCGGGUUGGUCGCCUGCAGCGAGAGGAGGAGGAGGAGGAGGGGGCGGAGCGAGAGCGCGCGCGCGCGUACGUGAGCGAGCGAGCCGGUCAGAAGAUGGCGUCGUCGAAUAUGGAGGAAGAUGAGAGCUUGAGGGGAUGUGAAGUUUACGUUCAGAAGCACAACAUCCAGCAAAUCCUGAAGGAAUGUAUCGUCAGCCUCUGCAUUGCAAAACCUGAGCGCCCAAUGAAGUUCCUCAAGGAGCAUUUCGAUAAGCUGGAAAAGGAAGAGUGCAAACAAAUUUUGGCUCGACAGAAGUCUAAUUCUCAAUCAGACUCGCAUGAUGAUGAGAUUUCACCACCACCACCAAAUCCAGUCGUAAAGGCCAGGCGCAGAAGAGGCGGUGUAAGUGCCGAAGUAUACACUGAGGAAGAUGCAGUCUCUUAUGUUCGAAAGGUAAUACCAAAGGACUACAAGACCAUGACUGCCCUGGCAAAAGCUAUUUCUAAGAAUGUUCUUUUUGCUCAUCUUGAUGAUAUAUGAACGAAG
Molecule: messenger RNA, 591 nt
Organism: Pristis pectinata (smalltooth sawfish)
Lineage: Eukaryota; Metazoa; Chordata; Chondrichthyes; Rhinopristiformes; Pristidae
Product: cAMP-dependent protein kinase type I-beta regulatory subunit-like
Exons: 4
Coding region: 160-585 (141 amino acids)
Source: RefSeq, a predicted model, not a curated record